CGUUUACUCUGGUAAGAGAUCUGCACUGGAAACGUCACCGAAGCCUUCCCAGCAUCCCACUGUGGCCUGCCGCACAGUUACACUUAACUUUCACAUAAGGAAGUACUUGUAAUACCUGCACAGCCAGUCACCGGGCUCAAUGAAGGAUGCCAGUGUGGGGACAUUCGAAUGUGCCAGCGUCCUCAUUCUACAGUGUGUUCAGUUCUUUUGCAAUCUCAGCAAAAAUGGUAUCAAAAGAAAGUAUUUUGUGAAAUAAGAAGCUCCUUUUAUAUUUUUAAUGAUGAACCUGUCUUAAGAUGGACAUCUGUUCUAUAGAAUGUAAAGUUCUAUGGUCUCAAAGAAGCAAAUGCCUGUUUAACACUGAUUCUAAAUAAAAAUGGACAUCAGAAUGUUUGUUAGUGGCAGAAGAGUGAAAAAAUGGCAGUUUGUCCACUUAUGUGCCACUUGUUUUAUACUGAGCCUCAUGGUUUUUUGGGGACCAUUUGAUAAUCACAUUGUGAGCCACAUGAAAUCCUACUCAUACAGAUACCUCAUAAAUAGCUAUAACUUUGUGAAUGAGAGCCUGUCUCUUAAGCACAGCGAGGAAGGAGCUACUCGUUACAAAUACUUGAUUAACCACAAGGAGAAGUGUCAAUCACAAGGCGUCCUCCUCUUAUUGUUUGUAAAGACUGCUCCUGAAAACUACAAUCGACGUUCUGCAAUUAGGAAAACGUGGGGCAAUGAGAAGUAUGUUCAGUCUCAACUUAAUGCCACCAUCAAAACUCUGUUUGCCUUAGGAGUACCUUCUAAUCCACUGACAAGAGAGGACCUACAAAAGAAACUGUUUCAGGAAGACCAAGUGUACAAUGAUAUAAUUCAGCAAGACUUUGCCGAUUCUUUCUAUAAUCUUACUCUGAAAUUACUUAUGCAGUUCAGUUGGGCAAAUACCUUUUGUCCACAUGCCAAAUUCCUUAUGACUGCUGAUGAUGACAUAUUUAUUCACAUGCCAAAUCUUAUUGAAUACCUCCAAAGUUUAGAACAAAUUGGUGUUCAAGACUUUUGGAUUGGUCGUGUUCAUCGUGGGGCACCUCCUGUUAGAGACAAACGCAGCAAAUACUAUGUCUCCUAUGAAAUGUACCAGUGGCCAGCUUACCCUGACUAUACUGCUGGAGCUGCCUACGUGAUCUCUAAUGAUGUAGCUGCCAAAGUCUAUGAGGCCUCACAGACACUUAAUUCUAGUCUUUACAUAGAUGAUGUGUUCAUGGGCCUCUGUGCCAAUAAAAUGGGGAUAGUACCACAAUACCAUGUGUUUUUCUCUGGGGAAGGUAAAACUCCUUAUCAUCCCUGCAUUUACAAUAAAAUGAUGACAUCUCAUGGACAUGUACAAGAUCUUCAGGACCUUUGGGAGGAUGCCACAGACCCUAAAGUAAAAACAAUUUCAAAAGGUUUUUUUGGCCAGAUAUACUGCAGGAUAAUUAAAAUAGCUCUCCUUUGUAGAUUAACCUAUGUGGACACAUAUCCUUGUAGGGCUGCUUUUGCCUAAUAGUACUUGAAUGUUGUAUGUUUUCACUGUCACUGAGCCAAACCUGAAUGAAAAACCUU
Molecule: messenger RNA, 1581 nt
Organism: Pteronotus mesoamericanus
Lineage: Eukaryota; Metazoa; Chordata; Mammalia; Chiroptera; Mormoopidae
Gene: B3GNT5
Product: UDP-GlcNAc:betaGal beta-1,3-N-acetylglucosaminyltransferase 5
Exons: 2
Coding region: 377-1522 (381 amino acids)
Cellular component (GO): Golgi membrane
Source: RefSeq, a predicted model, not a curated record